GGCAAAUGGCUGGUAGUGAUGGCCAACUGUACGCACUUGGGUUGCAUACCGAUCGCCAAUCAGGGCAAUUGGGGCGGCUUUUACUGUCCCUGUCAUGGCUCCCAUUACGACGCCUCCGGCCGUAUACGCAAAGGCCCGGCCCCUCUCAACCUCGAGGUGCCCGACCAUCACGUGCUCGAAGCCGAGAAUAAGCUGAUUUUGGGCCUUAAAACACCCGCAGUAUAAGAGAGGACAGUUGGACACCCUAUAGCUGGCCUACAGAGUAGUAGUCUAUUUUUUUGGCUAUUAUUUCGCUAUCAUUUGUGUUGUAAUUUAGCCG
This is a messenger RNA of Medioppia subpectinata, 319 nucleotides long. The record is from the annotation of a GenBank genome assembly. NCBI's taxonomy places the organism in Eukaryota, Metazoa, Arthropoda, Arachnida, Sarcoptiformes, Oppiidae.